Molecule: messenger RNA, 2625 nt
Organism: Geosmithia morbida
Lineage: Eukaryota; Fungi; Ascomycota; Sordariomycetes; Hypocreales; Bionectriaceae
Product: importin subunit beta-1
Exons: 6
Coding region: 1-2625 (874 amino acids)
Biological process (GO): protein import into nucleus
Cellular component (GO): nucleus; cytoplasm
Molecular function (GO): small GTPase binding; nuclear import signal receptor activity
Source: RefSeq, a predicted model, not a curated record
AUGUCGAGCUCCGAGAUUAAUCAGGUGCUCGCCAACUCGCUGUCUCCUGACGCGAACCUGCGAAAUGCCGCCGAGCAGCAACUGACCCAGGCUGCUGAGGGCAACUUUCCCUUGUACCUCGCCACCCUCGUCCAGGAGCUUGCAAACGACCAAGCCGACGGCUCUAUCCGAACCGCCGCCGGUCUUGCCCUCAAGAACGCCUUCACAGCCCGUGACGCCGCCCGUCACCAGGAGCUUCAGUCGAAAUGGCUCCAGCAGACGGACGAUGACACCAAGAACACGGUCAAGCAGCUGACCCUGCAGACCCUGUCCUCGAGCAAUGCCCAGGCUGGUGCCGCCGCCGCCCAGGUCGUCUCGUCCAUCGCCACCAUCGAGCUCCCCCGCAACCAGUGGCCCGACCUGCUGCCCUUCCUCGUCAAGAACGUCAGCGAGGGUGCCGCUCACCAGAAGCAGGCUUCGCUGACCACCAUCGGCUACAUCUGCGAGACCCCCGACGCCGAGCUGCGCAUGGCCCUCGUCGCCCACUCCAACGCCAUCCUCACCGCCGUCGUCCAGGGCGCCCGCAAGGAGGAGACCAACGUCGAGGUCCGCCUCGCCGCCAUCACCGCCCUCGGCGACUCGCUCGAGUUCGUCGGCAACAACUUCAAGCACGAGGGCGAGCGCAACUACAUCAUGCAGGUCGUCUGCGAGGCCACCCAGGCUGACGACUCGCGCAUCCAGCAGGGCGCCUACGGCUGCCUCAACCGCAUCAUGAACCUCUACUACGAGAACAUGCGCUUCUACAUGGAGAAGGCCCUCUUCGGCCUCACCAUACUCGGCAUGAAGUCGGAGGACGAGGACGUCGCCAAGCUGGCCGUCGAGUUCUGGAGCACCGUCUGCGAGGAGGAGAUCACCAUCGAGGACGACAACGCCACCGUCGAGAGCUCCGACCAGAUGCGUCCGUUCUACAACUUUGCCCGCGUCGCCGCCAGCGAGGUCGUGCCCGUCCUCCUCAUGCUCCUGACCAAGCAGGACGAGGACGCCACCGACGACGAGUACAACAUCUCCCGGGCCGCCUACCAGUGCCUGCAGCUCUACGCCCAGGCCGUCGGUGCCACCAUCAUCACCCCCGUCCUCGCCUUCGUCGAGGCCAACCUCCGCUCCGAGGACUGGCAUCACCGCGACGCGGCCGUGUCCGCCUUCGGCGCCAUCAUGGAGGGCCACGAGGAGAAGUACCUCGACCCCAUCGUCAAGCAGGCCCUGCCCAUCCUCAUCUCCAUGAUGGACGACCAGUCCCUCCACGUCCGUGACUCGACCGCCUACGCGCUCGGCCGCGUCACCGAGGCCUGCUCCGAGGCCAUCGACCCCGACCAGCACCUGCCCACCCUCAUCGAGUCCCUGUUCAAGGGCCUCCUCAGCAGCGCCAAGAUGGCUCCCUCGUGCUGCUGGGCGCUCAUGAACCUGGCCGAGCGCUUCGCCGGCGAGUACGGCGCAGCCACCAACGCCAUCACCCCUCACUUCAACAACGCCGUCACCACCCUGCUCGACGUCACGGCCCGCCAGGACGCCGAGACGUCGGUCCGCACGGCCUCGUACGAGGUGCUCAACGUCUUCGUCCAGAACGCCGCCACCGAGAGCCUGCAUCCCGUCGCCACCCUGUCCGACGUCAUCAUCAAGCGCCUCGAGGAGACGGUGCCGCUGCAGUCCCAGGUCGUCAGCGUCGAGGAUAGGAUCACCCUCGAGGAGAUGCAGAACAGCCUCUGCACCGUCCUGCAGGGCAUCGUCACCCGCCUCGACAAGGACAUCGCCCCCCAGGGCGACCGCAUCAUGCAGACCCUCCUCCAGAUCCUCAGCUCCGUCGGCGGCAAGUCGAGCGUCCCCGAGGCCGUCUUCGCCACCAUCAGCGCCCUCGCCAACGCGACCGAGGACGACUUCGUCAAGUACAUGGACGCCUUCUCGCCCUUUCUCUACAAUGCCCUCGGUAACCAGGAGGAGCCCGGCCUGUGCUCCAUGGCCAUCGGUCUCGUCAGCGACAUUACGAGGUCCAUCGGCGAGAGGAGUGCACCUUACUGCGACACGUUUAUGAAUCACCUGCUCAACAACCUGAGGUCCCCCGCUCUCUCCAACCAGUUCAAGCCUGCCAUCCUGCAGUGCUUCGGUGACAUUGCUGGCGCCAUCGGCGGUCACUUUGAGACGUACCUGUCGGUCGUCGCCCAGGUUCUCGAGCAGGCGUCGACGGUCACGGCUUCGCCCGAGGGCCCUUACGAGAUGUACGACUACGUCAUCUCGCUUCGUGAGGGUAUCAUGGACGCCUGGGGUGGAAUCAUCGGUGCCAUGAAGACCAGCUCCAAGACCCAAGCCCUCCAGCAGUACGUGCCGUCCAUCUUCCAGCUCCUCGGUCUCAUCGCCGGCGACAUGAACCGCAGCGAGCCGCUCAUGCGUGCCUCCAUGGGUGUCAUUGGUGAUCUGGCCGAUGCCUACCCCAACGGCGAGCUCGUCGAUGCCUUCCGCCAGGACUGGGUGACUGCCAUGAUCAAGGAGACCAAGACCAACCGUGACUUCACGUCCCGGACGACGGAGACGGCCCGAUGGGCUCGUGAGCAGGUCAAGCGUCAGCUUGGCGGUGUGCAGAAUGUCAUGUCUUAG